Heterostelium album PN500 is the source of this 3975-nucleotide messenger RNA. It is a transcript of the gene smc4, whose product is annotated as chromosome segregation protein SMC. Gene Ontology annotation, biological process: mitotic chromosome condensation. NCBI's taxonomy places the organism in Eukaryota, Evosea, Eumycetozoa, Acytosteliales, Acytosteliaceae. The transcript is spliced from 3 exons. Gene Ontology annotation, molecular function: protein binding; ATP hydrolysis activity; ATP binding. Gene Ontology annotation, cellular component: chromosome. The record is from RefSeq and is a predicted model, not a curated record. The coding region runs from base 1 to 3975 and encodes 1324 amino acids.
AUGGAUGAAGAUACCUUUAUAGAAUCAUCACAAAAUGGUAGUAGUUCAAAUAGUAAUAAAUCAAAAAAAGUAACAACAACAUCUACUUCUUCAUCAUCAAAUAAUAAUAGUCAAAAGAAUCAAAAUCAAAUAUUACAAGAUAAACUAUCACAAAAGAAUGAUGGAAUCGGUGUUACUGAUAUGGGCGGUAAAAAGACAAGAAGACUGAUGAUCAAAAUGAUGGAGCUAGAGAAUUUCAAGUCGUAUGCAGGCAAGCAGGUAAUCGGUCCAUUUCACAAGUGUUUCACAUCGGUCAUCGGUCCAAACGGUAGUGGUAAAUCCAACGUAAUCGAUGCCAUGCUCUUUGUAUUCGGUCGUCGUGCCAAACAGAUUCGUCUCAACAAAGUAUCGGAACUCGUUCACAACUCUAGUCAACACCGUAACGUUCAAUCUGCACGUGUAUCCGUCUAUUUCCAUGAUAUCAUUGAUCAUGAAGAUACAGAUGAUUAUGAAGUUGUGGAUGGUACGGAAUUGGUUGUUACAAGAACAGCCAACAAGAAGAAUGAAUCACAUUAUUAUAUUAAUGGCGAGAAGAGUAGCUUUACUGCGGUGACAGAGUUGUUAAAGGGUCGUGGAAUCGACUUGGACAAUAAUCGUUUUCUCAUUCUUCAGGGUGAGGUCGAGCAGAUCGCGCUGAUGAAACCAAAGGCGCAGAAUCCAUCGGAAGAAGGUUUGUUGGAGUAUUUGGAGGAUAUCAUUGGAAGCAAUCGAUUCGUGACGCAGAUAGAAGACUCUUAUAAGGCGGUGGAGAGAAUCAAUGAAGAUCGUACCUCUAUAAUGAAUCGUGUUAAGCUCAUUGAGAAGGAGCGUGAAUCACUCGAGGAAUCAAAGAAUGAAGCAGAGGGACUGUUGCGAUUCGAACUGGACAAGAUAGAGAUCAAGUCGGCACAGAUACAGAUUCGUAGAUAUCAGGCGGAGCAAUCGAAUCAGUCGCAUCUUGACGCGCGUGAACAACUCGAGAAGAAACUGGCCAAGGAGAAAGCUGCGAGCGUGGAGACGCGUGAAAAGUUGAAAGAGUUUGAAAAGACGUUGAAGGCGGAGCUAAAGAUCAAGGAGACGCUGAAUGCCGCGUUGGAGCGCUGCAAAGACGAGCAUCAGGCGCUCCAGAAGCGAAUCAUCAAGAACAAAGAGGAGAUGAAACAUUUGAAAACGAUGACCAAGAAGAAUGAGACCGUGCUGCAAGACGAAGAGACACGUGGCGCUGAGCUGUCUGCCAAUAUCAAAAAGCUGAAGGACGACAUUAUUAAGAAUGAGAAGGAGUCGGCGUUGUUGCCAAAGAAGUUGGUCGAGGCGGAGAAGGAACUCGAGGAGAUGUUAGAGUCGCUCAAAGGCGAGACUGGUGAGCUGCAGGCAGAGAUGGAAGAACAGCAGAAACAACUGAUGCCAUGGUCCAAAAAGUAUUUGGAAAUCAAGUCGAAAGUCGAUAUCCAACAAUCGGAGAUCGAUGUUCUUUCAAAGGAUUUCAAUGUUUCACAGCAGCGUCUCGACGAAGCGAACCAGGCGUUGGAUCAGACCAAGGUGACAGUUGACCAGCGUACCAAAGAGAUUGCCGCCGCCAAGAAAGAGUUGGAGACAAUCAAGUCCGGUAUAAAGUCGAUCGAAUCCGAGUUGAAACAAGUCAAACAACAAGAGGAGCAAGUCUAUUCGCAGUUGCAACAGAAGCGUAUCAGCACCGAGGAGAUCCGUUCACAGCUUACAGAGAGCAACUCGAGAAAUACCGUGCUCGAUAGGUUGAUGCGUCUGAAAGAGACUGGACAGAUUCCAGGAAUACACGGACGUCUUGGUGACUUGGGUGCCAUCGAUAAGAAAUAUGACGUUGCCAUCUCCACUGCCUGUCCAUCGCUAGAGAAUAUUGUUGUCGAUACCACCGCCACUGCUGAGCAAUGUGUGGAAGUACUCAGACGUGAAAGUCUUGGACGUGCUACUUUUAUUAUCAUCGAUAAGAUUAGCUAUCUUGAUAAACAGACCGAGAAGAUCGACACUCCCGACAAUACACCACGUCUUUUCGACUUGAUAAAAAUGAAGGAUAACAUGUACGCCACCGCUUUCUACUAUGCUCUUAGAGAUACCUUGGUUGCAGAUGACCUUGACAAAGCAACAAAGGUAGCGUAUGGAUCGUCGAAACGAUAUCGUGUCGUCACUCUAGAUGGAUCGCUCAUUGAUACAAGCGGUGCUAUGUCUGGUGGUGGCAGUAGGGUGAUGCGUGGUGCAAUGGGAUCGAAGCUACAAGCCAAUCCAAUCGAGGAGAAGAAGAAACUUGGUAAGCUAGACGAGGAAAUCAAGCAGUUGUCUGCAGAGAUGCAGUCUAUUCGUAGUAACAAGACAGAGCUAGAGUCGCAACUAGCCACCGCCAUGAAGCGAAAGAGUGAGUUGGAGUUGGAGCUGCCAAAGAUGGAAAUGGAUAUUAAAGCUGCACACAAGAAAUCCGAAGAGUUGUCGAAAGCAAUUCCUGAAUUGCAAAAGCAAGUUAAAGCGGCAUCGGCACGUCAGUCACAAGUCGAGCAACUGAAGCAAGCGUUGGCAGGCGACCUCGAUGAAUUCCACAAGCUGAAAGGUAAAGUCGAGAAACUGGAAAAGGUGAUUCAAGACGUUCAGAACAAGAUUAUCAAUAUCGGAGGUAGCAAGCUGAAGAAGCGUAGAGAGAAGGUCGAGCAGUUGCAACAACAGAUCGACGAGUGUCAACGUACCAUCACCAAGUCACACGUACAGAUCAAGAGCAGUGAGAAAUCCAUUGAAAAGUCAAAGCGUAUCGUCGAAGAGAAUCAACGUGAGCUUGCAGAGAACCAAGAACAAAUCGAAAAGCUCAAGCUCGAUCAAGAGACAAUCAAAGUGGAAGGUGAAGAGCUGAAUGUACGAUUCCAAAAGGCAGAUGAAGAUCUCAACCAGAAGGAUACCGAGCUGGUCGACGUCAAGAAGGAACAAGACAAACUGAAAAAGAUCGAACAAAAAGCAACCUUGGUGGAGUUGGACAUUCAGAAUUCCAUUGACGACGUAACCAGAAUCAUCAAAGAGAAUCAAGAUAAAGCUGCAUCACUUAUGAAGAGAUUCGAUGAUCUAAACAAAUCAAAACAAUCAUAUAAAAUAUUAGAUUCAGAUCCAGAUGAACCAUUAAAGGUUUUCUCAACUGAGGAGUUGGUUGAAAUGUCAGAGUCAUACGAUGAUUUGACAAAGAAGUAUGAGUCGAUCGACCUUCAAUUGAAAAACUCUGCUGGCAAGUUGAAUAUCGGUGCAAUCAAGGAGUAUAGAGCCAAGGAUGAAGACUACAAGAGACGUCAGAAGGAGUUGGACGAUAUCACCGAGCAGAGAGACAACCAUCGUCGUACCUACGACAACCUCAGAAAGAAUCGUUUGGAUGAAUUUAUGAAUGGUUUCCAGAUUAUCACAAACAAACUGAAGGAGAUGUACCAGAUGAUUACGUUUGGUGGUGACGCCGAGUUGGAGUUGGCCGACCAAUCCGAUCCGUUCUCCGAGGGUAUCAUAUUCAGUGUGCGUCCGCCAAAGAAGAGUUGGAAGAACAUCUCCAAUCUGUCGGGUGGUGAGAAAACACUGAGUUCUCUAUCGUUGGUGUUCGCACUGCAUCACUACAAACCGACACCUCUCUACGUCAUGGAUGAGAUCGAUGCUGCCCUCGACUAUCGUAAUGUAUCGAUCGUUGCACACUACAUCCAGAAGCGAACCAAGAAUGCACAGUUUGUUAUCAUCUCACUGAGAAACUAUAUGUUUGAGCUGGCCGAUCGUCUGGUCGGUAUCUUCAAGGUCAACCAUUGCACCGGAAGCAUCACCAUCAAUCCAAAAUCCUAUGCUACGCAAACCACAGAAGAAACACAGAAAGUCAAGGAUUUCGUUGAGGAAAGAAGAAUAGCAGAAGCCAAAAGAGCAAUGGAGGAAGAUGAGGAGCUAGACGAUGAUGAUGAUGAGUUUGAAGAUGAAGAAUAA